Molecule: messenger RNA, 2677 nt
Organism: Diachasmimorpha longicaudata
Lineage: Eukaryota; Metazoa; Arthropoda; Insecta; Hymenoptera; Braconidae
Gene: Bsg
Product: basigin
Exons: 6
Coding region: 67-1161 (364 amino acids)
Biological process (GO): homophilic cell-cell adhesion; dendrite self-avoidance; axon guidance
Cellular component (GO): axon; plasma membrane
Molecular function (GO): cell-cell adhesion mediator activity
Source: RefSeq, a predicted model, not a curated record
GAAGAGAACGACCUUAUUUACCUCGAACGACAUUGUAACAGCAUUACAAACGAAGAAUUCGUACGUAUGACGACAAGAAUGAAGAGGCAGGUUGAUUCUGUUCUGCUACUGGGUUUUCUAUAUUUAGCGAGCACCCUCGCCACGGUCGAAGCUGUUCAUCACAAGGGACCAGAGGAAGCUAUCCUCGAGGGACAACCAUGGAGAAUAUCAUGCCAUGAUCCGCCUGGAAAUAAGGUUGAAUGGAGGAAAAAUGACCAAGAAAUUCCGCAACUCAAGACUGGCGAGAUUACUGUUGAUCCACUUAAGAAUGGAACAUCAGCAAUAUACAGUAGCUCUGCUACGGAAGAGCAUAUGGGGACAUACCGAUGUGCUCAGGGCGGCGACGCUAUCACCUUGGAGAUUGAAAGCGCAAUAAAAUACACAGUGGUGACGAAAGAAAGAUUACCGUUGAAAUUGGAUUGUGAGAAUCGUAGGGGCGAUGAAAAAGUUGCGUGGUUCUACGAGAAUAAACCAAUAUUGGAAUAUUUGAAGGGAAAAAGUCAUCCUUCGGCUCAAGUUAAUGAAUACGAUGAUACACUCAGCAUCACCUCAGAAGUAAAUGCUACGGGAACAUAUGUUUGCAAUCUCAUUGGAAUUCCUAAUGCCACCACGACUUUCAAAGUAGUUGAGAAACCACUCAAACCGUUUUUCCCGAAGUCCGUGACAGUGGUUGAAGGUGAAAAAUUGACAGUGACAUGCACCAAUGACCACCACGGUUCAAACAUCAAAGUUUUAUGGUACUUUGCUAAUGAAACUUAUACAUCAGAUGUUGGACGAGUGAAAUUAUUACCAAAUGGCAAAGUCAAGGGUGGCACACUGUCUGUCGAAAACAUCCAAAUGAAAGAUAGGGGCACGAUAAUGUGCGUUGUAGGAUACGAUUGGAACCACCUUACUGAUUACAAUAUAUCCUCCAAUGCGACAACACAUCUGAGAGUUAAAGACAGGCUUGCAGCGUUGUGGCCAUUCCUCGGUAUCUGCGCUGAGGUCGUCGUCCUGUGUGCAAUCAUUCUCAUCUACGAGAAAAAACGUAAUAAAUCAGAGCUGGAAGAAUCAGAUACUGACCAAAGCCCUGACACCAAACCGACGCCCAACAAGGACUCGGACGUAAGGCAGAGAAAGUGAGCAACAAGGAUGUAAUAAAUAAUUCAAAAUUAGGCGAAGUAAGAGCAGCGGUGGGGCACACUUAACAAUUAAAUAACAAAACUGGACCCACGAGACUACUCGUCCUUCAACUCUUAUACAUUAUUCUUAGUCUCUAAAAGGGAUGAAAAUAAAAAUAAUUUAUAAUGUCGGAAAAAUGGAAUAAUAUUAAUGCCAAGAGAAUCACUCGCCACCGUUGUUCUCUUCUUUGCCAUCCAGGAAUUAAAAUUAAACUGAUACAAAACUUUAUCGAAUGACGAGUGCACUGAUGUCAGGAUUGAUUUGGUGAAGACACAGGUCAUUCGAAUCGAACAAGGUUGUGCCUUGUCCGAGCGUCAACUACUCCUCUAUCAUGUGAAUUUUUUUUUUCUUUCGGAUUUUAUUUACAGUGAAAAACAAUAUCUACCGAAAGAACAUUAACAUUAUUGGUUGAAUCAAUCUAUAUUUGUUGUCUUUUAGUGUCAUUUUUUAAAAAGCCAAUUAAUCACGUAAUAUAUAUGGAAAAUGUUAUGCGCACUGACGAUACUGAAAAUUGAAAUUAUAUCAAUAGUGCGCACGGUACCGUAGUAUUAUAAUUAUUGUUAUUGCCAUCAAAAUUCCAUUAAUGUGUGAAUUAUUCGACGACGCUUGGAAACAAACUGCCGUCGCUGUCGUUGAGAUUUAACAUGGUUGAUGAUAAUUAAUCAACAGCCACAUAAACUUUAUAAAUUUUAGAAGUAAUCUUUAUCCGUUAGCGCAGUCGAAAAUCGGGAAAUGUAUAAUUUAAUUUUCUUUCUCCAUCUCUCUUGCUAUUUUUUCUCUUCUAUUGUUGCCAUUUGGGUCGGGGAUUAAAAUGUGCCUCCGAACGAACAGAAAAAAAACACUAUUAUGUACCAUUUAAUCGCAUUGAGAUAACUUUAAUUGAGCCAAUGUGUGUCGCUGAAAAUCAUAGUGUGUAUGAGACAUAUGAGAAACUGAAACACUAAAAAUUGGACAGGGUCACGACAAUGGCCUUGUCUGUAGUAUCUCGUUAGGCCGACCCAAUUCCUAAGAAAUGUAGCAAAAAACGGGGAAAAAAACAUGCUCGAGUGUCACGUACAUACCAUUGUUGUGUAUCUAAAAUUUCAGUGACAAUUCUUUUUCAAAACCAAAAAGAAUGCAUAAACAAGGAACAAUGGACAUACUUGUAGAAUUGACAGGAUCAGUUUCGCAAUAUUCAUCAUGAUAAGAAAAAAAAAAAGUAGAAAUAUUGACGUUAAGAGUUUCUGCCAUUUUGACUUGUAUAGCUGAUGUGAUAAAACACAAAUAGCAUGGGGAGAGUGCUAGCGCACACAGGCAAAUUACUACACUCAGUCUUCUAUAAAUAAGAAAAUUAAACAGCAUGUUACAGCAUUAAAAUUAGACUUAAGAGAGUGUUUUAACGUUAACGAUUUAUUGAUGAAUAGUGGAAGAGUCCAGGGGAGCCCAUAUGCCUUUACGUUAAGUACUUAAAUAAAAAACAAAAGGAAGUAAAACGAAA